UCCUUUUCCUUUUCCUUUUGCUUUCCGCUCCAUCCCUAUCCCUCGAUCUCCCCUCCUCUCCAUUUCGGUCAUUCCCUCACAGAGGCACGUUCAUCGUUCAUGGAAGCUCUCAAAAAAUUAAACCAGAAAACCUGAAAAGAGAAUCAAAUGUGGCUGGCAGCGAUAACAACAACACCAUAAGAUGAAAUAAAUCGAAAAAUGUGCCUCCUUCUCCGCCGUACUCCUCGCUCUCCUUCCAAUUCAGGUUGGUUAUGAUCAACUAGAGGUGCCACCAUGUUCGACGGAGAAAUCUCACUUGUUUGGAGGCUGAUGACCAGUUCCGAGUCAUAUGGCCCAUUUCUUUUCCGGUGGUUCUUAACUGCAGCAUUGAGUGUUCUCGCUCUUGCAUAUGCAAUACUAAUAUGGCAAAGAAAGACAUCACUGAAUUGGGUUAAAGCAGCUGCUAGAGCAAAGAAAGAAGCAUGGAGGAAACUGAAUGUUCCUAGAUCAUCCCAUUCAUGGAUGGAGGAUUUAGCACAGAUUCGACUGCCUUCCACUUGCUGUGUUUGCCUCACUUCCUUAGUUUCUCCAACUAAUGCGUCAAAAUCUGCGUCCCACAGUACCUCCUCUGUCCAUCGUUGCUCUGUUUGUGGUGUUGCUGCUCAUUUCUACUGUUCAGAGUUUGCUGCAAAGGAUUGCAAGUGUGUUGCCCAAGCUGCCUUCAUUCAAGUCCAGCAUCAGUGGUCAGAGAGGUGGUCUAAAAUGGAGGAAAUCUCGGAGAUGUCUGCCUUUUGUUGUUACUGCGAUGAUCCUUGUGGUGUUCCUUUCGUUACUGACUCGCCCACAUGGCAUUGCCUAUGGUGUCAGCGGCUUAUACAUGUCAAGUGCCAUGCUAAGUUGUCAAAAGAAUCUGGAAAUAUUUGUGAUCUGGGUCCUCUAAGUCGGAUUAUUCUCUCUCCACUUUGUGUGAAGGACCUAGAUGAUAAAGGGUCUUCAUGUUCUACCCCAGAGGAAAUCCCAGCUUUCACAUUUCGGGGACAGAUGAAAAGGAGACGUACCCGGGGUAAAAACGGAAACAAUCACUCUGCCAACGGUAAGUUGCAAGAUGCAUCAUCAGCUACAACUAAGGCCCUGGAUUAUUUACUAAAUGGGCUUGUUAAUCUGAAGAAAUCCGGAAGUGAGAAAGCCGGCAACAAUCGCUCCAAAAGAGAUGGCAGAUCUAAUGGUCCAGUUAAUGGAUUAACACACAAGAAAGAUGGAACUACUUUCAACAGUCAACUUAAAAGAUAUGCUUUGGUCAAUCUAUCUCAAGAUGCAAGACCCCUUCUUGUCUUUAUUAAUUUCAAGAGUGGAGGGCAACUUGGGUCUUCUCUUCGAAGUAGGCUGAACUUGCUGUUAAAUCCAGCUCAGGUGUUUGAACUAAGUUCUUCUCAAGGGCCUGAGGCUGGUUUACAGCUGUUCAGUGAUGUGCAGUAUUUCAGGAUUCUGGUUUGUGGUGGAGAUGGCACAGUUGCAUGGGUCCUUGAUGCAAUCGAGAGACAUAAUUUUGAAUCCCCUCCCCCAGUUGCUGUGCUUCCUCUUGGCACUGGGAAUGAUUUGUCAAGGGUAUUGCAGUGGGGGAGAGGUUUCAAAAUGGCAAAGCGACAAGGUGGCCUAUGUGCUAUCUUGCAUGAGGUUGACCAUGCUGCAGUUACAAUGCUAGAUAGAUGGAAAGUAAAUAUUAUAGAGGAGAACCUAGAAGCUGACACAAAGAACAUACAGUCAAAGUUCAUGAUUAACUAUUUAGGGAUUGGGUGUGAUGCUAAACUAGCGUAUGAAUUUCAUGUGACUCGGCAGGAAAAGCCUGAAAAAUUUAGCAGUCAGUUUGUGAAUAAAUUACGAUAUGCUAAAGAAGGUGCAAGGGACAUAAUGGACAGAGCUUGUGCAGAUUUGCCAUGGCAAGUGUGGCUUGAAGUUGAUGGAAAGGACGUUCAGAUACCAAAGGAUACUGAGGGUUUAAUUGUCCUGAACAUUGGCAGCUACAUGGGUGGAGUAGAUCUUUGGCAAAAUGAUUAUGAGCAUGAUGAUGAUUUUACCCUGCAGUCCAUGCAAGAUAAAAUGCUUGAGAUUGUAUGCGUUCGUGGAGCGUGGCAUCUAGGGAAAAUCCAGGUUGGACUAUCACAAGCAAGGAGGCUAGCACAAGGGAACAUUAUAAGAAUACACGCUUCGAGUUCAUUCCCAGUACAGAUAGAUGGGGAGCCAUUCAUCCACCAACCGGGUUGCCUAGAGAUCAAACACGAUGGUCAGGUAAGGAAUUCUAAUUAUCCGAGAAUGAUGAACCAAACGUAUCAAGCGAUGACGUUUGGUGAAGUGUUCAUGUUGAGGAGAACACUAGAGGAGCCAAGAGGGCACGCAGUUGCGAUAAUGACUGAAGUAUUGGCAGACGCAGAGUGCAAAGGGAUCAUCAACACAUCGCAACGAAAAAUCCUGCUCCAGCAGUUGGCUCUCAACCUCUCCUGAGUUGGAAUCCAGAUGAGGAGUCCCUAUAUGGAGUCGGUCACACGGGCGUAUAAUUGAUUCCUAGAGUUUUUAGCCAGGCCCAACUGCCAAAUGACAUGAAAUUUGGUAGUUUGAAAGGAAAAGCAAAUGUGCAAAGAAAUAAACAAACAAGACAAAAGAAGUUGCGCUCAACUUGGAGCAGCAAGCAAACCGAACAGAAAGACAGACAAACGAGAGAAAAGGAAGGUGGAGUAGAUAGUAAGAACACAAACAUGACUCUAUCGGCACCAGACGAAAGCAUCCUCGGACAACAAGGAGCCAAAAUAAGGAAAAUACACUUGUAUAGCCAAAACUUUCGCUUUUGUGAUAAUAAUAGCAAAAUUUGAAG
This is a messenger RNA of Linum tenue, 2845 nucleotides long. Lineage: Eukaryota; Viridiplantae; Streptophyta; Magnoliopsida; Malpighiales; Linaceae. The record is from the annotation of a GenBank genome assembly.